Messenger RNA from Rhodofomes roseus, 1400 nucleotides. RefSeq names its product SURF4-domain-containing protein. Lineage: Eukaryota; Fungi; Basidiomycota; Agaricomycetes; Polyporales; Fomitopsidaceae. Bases 65 to 1003 code for a protein of 312 amino acids. The transcript has 7 exons. Gene Ontology annotation, biological process: Golgi organization. The record is from RefSeq and is a predicted model, not a curated record. Gene Ontology annotation, cellular component: endoplasmic reticulum; membrane; endoplasmic reticulum-Golgi intermediate compartment.
GACACGUCGCCCCGCGCCUUGCUCGUCCGCCAACUCGUCUUUUCUAACCUACUCCCAUCUCGCCAUGUCUGCUCGUAUUUCUCUCGCCCGCCCGGCGCAGGCUACCGGUGGCUACACUCCUGACCCUCAUGGCUUUGGCAACUCACGACCCUCGAACGGCUACAGAGCCGCAAAUCCUGACGACCCACUCGAGAAGCUACGCGCAUUCGCUCAGACGGCGGAGGAGAACAUCGACAUCUACGCGCAGCCUCUGAAGCCCCAUCUGCCGGCGAUAGGCCGGUUUCUGAUUGUCAUCACCUUCUUGGAGGACUCCCUACGAAUCAUAACACAAUGGGGUGACCAGCUGUGGUACUUGCAGAAACACCGUCAUUUCAUCUGGGGCUUCUCACAUCUCUUCCUGUUGAUUAAUGUGGUCACGAUGCUUGUCGGGUCAGGUGCUAUCAUCGUGAAGAAGCACUCUGAGUAUGCUGUUGGCGGUCUUCUCGGGGUCGUAGUCAUGCAGGCGUUCGGAUACGGGCUCAUUUUCGACCUCAACUUCUUCCUCCGCAACCUGAGCGUGAUCGGUGGUCUGCUCAUGGUCUUCACGGACUCGAUGUACACGCGCAAGAAGAUCUUCGCCGGCCUCCCGUCCAUUAGCGAGACCGACCGCAAGAAAUACUUCCUGCUCGCCGCUCGUGUGCUACUCAUAUUCCUGUUCCUCGGCUUCAUCAUCCGGGGACAGUGGAGCAUUGGUCGUGCGAUCGUAUCCCUCGUCGGGCUGGGAGCAUGCAUCAUGGUCGCGGUGGGUUUCAAGGCCAAGUGGUCCGCUGCUUUCCUCGUGAUUAUUCUGUCCGUCUUCAACGUGUUCAUCAACUCCUGGUGGAGCGUCCACUCCGCUCAUCCCCAGAGGGACUUCCUAAAAUACGACUUCUUCCAAACACUAUCGAUCGUCGGUGGCCUGAUCCUUCUGGUCAAUAUGGGCCCGGGUGGUCUAUCCGUCGAUGAGAAGAAAAAGACGUACUAGAUUCUGCCCGCGUGGUAUGGUCCAGUGCGCACACGAUAUGGGAAGGAAGGAGCGUCCCUUAGCAGGGUGCAGGUCGAGGCCGGCGGACGGAUGGUAAUACUGGAUUGGAGCGGUCUCACGGUGUAUAUGCAACGACCGAAAACCUGGCUUUCACGGAUCCCUUUACUCUUUACCAUUAAUUUAUUCGAUGAUGACAUGGCAGCUAUCUGAGGGAUACAGAUCAUAGCAUAAGUACAUUGUUGCGACUUAAUCUGGCCGAUUCAGAAGUCUGGAUCAUUGCACUGACUCGAUACUAUGAGUCGAUACUGACCGAUGAAAGCCAAAUGAAAGCAACAAAAAUAUUCCGACACGGGGAAUUGAACCCCGGGCUAUCGCGUGAGAGGCGAUAAUGUUAGCC